Messenger RNA from Iphiclides podalirius (scarce swallowtail), 4911 nucleotides. NCBI's taxonomy places the organism in Eukaryota, Metazoa, Arthropoda, Insecta, Lepidoptera, Papilionidae. The record is from the annotation of a GenBank genome assembly.
AUGCGUAGCGACGUGGCGUACCGCGGGCUCUCGCAGCACGUGGAGUUGGACCGCGCUGUUGACCCCCGCGACCGCUUCUCGCUGCAAGAGCUCAUCGGCGAAGGCACCUACGGCGAGGUCUACUGCGCUAAGGACAAGAAGUCUGGCCGACGGGUCGCCGUUAAGAUUUUGGAGAACAUUGCCGAGAACAUCGAAGAGAUAGAAGAAGAGUUCCUUGUUUUCAGAGAUCUAUCUAGUCAUCCAAACAUUCCAGAAUUCUUCGGGUUAUUUUUAAAGCGAGGCAUAAGUUCAGAUGAUGACCAAAUUUGGUUUGUUAUGGAGCUCUGUACCGGUGGCUCAGUCACAGAUUUAUGUGCUGGAAUGCGCUCCCGAGGCAAAAAUAUCACUGAACCUCAGCUUGCUUACGUUCUAAGAGGGACAGUGCGGGCUUUAACACAUUUACAUGCACACCGAUGUAUGCAUCGAGAUGUUAAAGGCCACAAUAUACUUCUCACAGAAAAUGCUGAGGUAAAAUUAGUUGAUUUUGGUGUAUCCUCACAUUUGGCAGCAACAGCUGCGAGGAGAAAUACGUCAGUUGGGACUCCAUACUGGAUGGCUCCGGAGGUAAUAGCUUGUGAACAACAAUUGGAUCAGUCAUACGAUUGUAGGUGUGAUGUAUGGUCGGUAGGAAUCACGGCUAUAGAAUUAGCAGAAGGAGAGCCCCCACUUUCAGGAUUGCAUCCAAUGAGAGCUCUUUUUCAAAUUCCCCGAAAUCCACCUCCAACUUUAUCCCACCCAGAAGUUUUUUCAUCACAACUCACCGAUUUCAUAUCUGAAUGUCUUAUUAAAGAUAUGAAUCAGAGACCUUUUGCGAGGGAGCUUUUAGAGCAUCCUUUAUUACUUGCUGUAAAUAGUUUUGAAGAUAAGAUUCGAAAGGAGCUUCAAAUAGAAAUAAAAAGACAAAGAGCUGAUGGAAGAAGUUUUAGAGCUCCAGAAGCUACUACCAAACGAGGAAAAUUAAAAUCACACCGAAAAGCGAGACCAGAAAAGAUGUACACCGACGAUUUAGCUACAUUAGAAGUCUUGACAGAAGAUGCAAUCGUGGAGCAAUUACAGAAAAGAUAUAACCAAAAUCAAAUUUAUACAUAUAUUGGAGAUAUAUUGGUUGCAGUAAAUCCUUUUACUGAUAUAGGAAUAUAUACAAAUAAGACCCAGCAAAUGUAUCAAAGCCGAUGUAGGUCGGACAAUCCACCACAUAUAUAUGCCGUAGCUGACGCAGCUCAUCAGGCUUUAAUGCAUCAGAAGCAUCACCAAGCCAUUGUGAUAUCUGGUGAAAGUGGGGCUGGUAAAACUGAGUCCGCGAAUCUUUUACUUAAACAACUUGUAUUUCUAUCAAAGACACAGCACGGAAACUUGGAGGAGAAAAUUUUGCAAGUAAACCCAAUAAUGGAAGCGUUUGGCAACGCGAGAACAGGGAUAAAUGCCAAUAGCUCUAGGUUUGGGAAAUAUUUAGAUUUAUCAAUGAUGAGAGUUGGACGUAUAUCAGGAGCCCGAAUAUCUGUUUACCUACUUGAACAAUCGCGAGUAGUUCACCAGGCGUUAGGUGAAAGUAACUUCCACGUAUUUUAUUACCUGUACGAUGGUUUAGAAAGCGAAGGUCGCUGGAGGAAAUUUUAUCUUGACGAGCAAUUAAAAUCGAGACAUCGUUACUUGCAACCGCUAUCAGUGGCUCACCGUGAACACAAUGUUCAUAGGUGGCGACAACUGAAUCAAGCUUUUAAGGUUGUGGGGUUUCAAGAUAACGAGGUCAUUGUUUUGUAUAAAAUGCUUGCUGCUAUUCUUCAUCUUGGAGAUAUUGAAUUUGGAGAGACAGCAGGCGAGGAUAACACCGAUAACAGAGCCACAAUAAUCGAUACUGCUCCAUUGCAUAGAGCUUCCUGCCUUUUGGGCGUUGAAACUUCAGAUCUUAGGGAAUGUUUAACGAGCAGUAGUAUGGUCACACGAGGUGAGAUAAUAGCCCGGCACAGUUCCCCAGCUGAGGCCGCAGUGGCGAGGGAUGCUACCGCUCGCGGCUUGUACGCCAGAACAUUCGAUAGAAUCGUCGAGAGGAUUAAUGCACUUCUUUGUCAAAACAAACCCCAAGGCGUGGAACAACUGUCUAUUGGAAUUUUGGACAUCUUUGGUUUUGAAAAUUUUCAGAAGAACUCGUUCGAACAACUCUGUAUUAACAUUGCUAAUGAACAAAUACAGUACUACUUUAAUCAGCACAUUUUUACUUGGGAACAACAAGAAUACAUGGCUGAAGGUGUACCCGUGGAUCUUGUGGAGUUCUCCGACAAUAGACCAGUUUUGGACAUGCUGCUAUCAAGACCAAUGGGACUAUUGGCAUUACUGGAUGAGGAAAGUCGUUUCCCACGAGCGACUGAUAAAAGCCUUAUAGAAAAAUUCCAUAACAACAUCAAGAGUAAAUAUUACGUCCGACCAAAAUCCGAUGCGGUAUGCUUCGCUAUCCAUCAUUUCGCUGGUAGAGUGGUAUACCAAGCCGAUGGUUUCUUAGAGAAGAAUAGGAAUUUUUUGCCGCCUGAAGUUGUUCAACUAAUGAGGCAAAGUCAGUUUGAUAUAAUUCGUUUCUUGUUUCAAUGCCCUAUAACAAAAACUGGUAAUUUGUAUUCACCAUUAAACGACGACAUGGACACAAGUCUGGAUAGUACCCUAUCGGGAGACUUAAGGUUCAACUCGCAACAGGACAGAUUCAACAGUAGAGGCUUAGCGUCUCAGUCUCGAGCGCAGCAGACAGUAUCAACUUACUUCCGUUAUUCAUUAAUGGAACUGCUUCAAAAAAUGGUCAGCGGAAGCCCACAGUUCGUGAGAUGUCUCAAGCCAAACGACACUCGAUCGCCAAAGCACUUUGACUCUGCGAAAAUACUCAAGCAACUAAGAUAUACCGGUGUCCUAGAGACGAUUAGGAUAAGACAGAAUGGCUUUUCCCAUCGCCUGACUUUUGAUGACUUUAUAAAACGGUACGGUUUCCUAGCUUUUAGUUACGAUGAAGAAGUUAAGCCAAAUCGUGAUUCUUGCCGUCUUCUUUUACUAAGACUGAAAAUGGAUGGGUGGGCCCUUGGAAAAUCAAAAGUGUUUUUAAAAUACUAUCACGUAGAAGUACUCUCGAGGAUUUACGAGGAGCAGAUAAGAAAGAUUGUACUCGUGCAAGCGAGCGUUAGGGGAUGGUUGGCACGUCGCCUUGCAGAACGCCUUAAGGUGCAGAUGGCCAUAUCAGUUCUAACGCUACAACGCCAUGUACGAGGUUGGUUGACGCGGAAACACCUUAGGGAACGGCAAAGGCAAUUGGCAAGGGAAUUUCAGAGAGAGCAUAUGGAACAGGAUAAUAAUCAACGUAAACAUCAGAAACCAGGUGUAACAAAUAAGAACAAAGCCUUGAUUAAAGCUAAGUUUCUAAGGAAAAUGACCCAAGAUUGCGAUAGCAACGGCACUAAGUCAAGCAACAAAGAAAACAUUGGAAACAAUCAAGCUGCUAUUAUUAUACAGAGUCAUUUUAGGGGAUACACAGCGCGUCGCAAAUGGGCGAAAGGUCGAGCGCCGCCCCCGCCCCAGCAUUCGCCACCACCAACACCACAGAUAAUGAUGCAGCAUUAUUCUGUUCAAGAGAGGGCAGCACAGUUGCAGACAUUCGCCGAUCAGGCGCAUUAUAAGAAUCAAGACGUUCACAAGAAUCUGAGACGGAAUAAACCUGGCAUUCAUUUAAUAAAUGUAGAAAGGCCUCCAGAGGAAUAUCGUCCUCCACCUGGUUUCACCCUUAUACCUGCUAUAGUAAAAGGACAACAAUCAAAAAUAGAACAAGAUGCUAGCAGACUUUCCAGUCCGUCUCCGGAAUUUUUUGAUAGCUCUACUAAACCGUGGGAUGAACGACUAAAAUCAAAUAAAUAUAUAGAGCCUAAGUUUCCGAGGUACCAACAGAAUGGACACAACCAAGAUUAUUACGAAGAGAAGCAUCUACAAACUAAUCAAAAUUUGCAAAAUCUGCAAUGUAACAGACAAUGCGGAGGCCUAGUCAGCAAUAAAAUAAACGAGCUCGUAAAGCAAACACAUAAAUCGGAACCACCGCCGAAGCCCUUCUACCAGCCAGCGCACGAUCCGGAGUCCAAUCUGCGCAAGAUUCUGCGAAACUCGCCCGAGAUCCUGGCGACGCCCGUUUUCACCUCCGACGACGACUACACCGAGGGUCCGUUCCGUUUCAAACAGCUGCUUCGGCCCACCCUGGGCCCCACCGAGAGCCUGCGCAAGCGGAAGGUCCGCAACUCCUCGGGCAAGAGCCCUUGGAUGUCGGACAGUUCGCAAGACAGCUCCAGCUCUAAUAAAGCUCUUUAUAACAAACGUCGCCCGCAAAUUACCAUGGGCGUAGUACGCGUUAACACGCGAUCCCGUGUUUACGGCGGGCGGGCGGCGGUGUGCGUGUCGCACGUGACGUGUGGCCGCCAAUGGCGGUUGCGCGCCCGCGCAGUCGCGCCCGCGCCAGCCAUGGCGGCCGCCGGCCUGCCCGACAUCGACCUUUCUCAAAUAAAAACGCGCUCCAUCGAGAAAACGCUACUCCCACUCGUCAAACAGAGCGACGCGCGUAUUUACGAUAUGGACACGCUCUCCGAUGACGAUGAUUACGCGCGCCGGGAGCCCCAGGUGCGACCCGCGGGUGAUCACGAACCGCGGCCCUCGCACGGCUGGGAUGACCAGAUCAGCAGCCUGGUGGCGACUCGGGGUGAGGCAGCGGGCGGUGCUGCCGUCCAGCGAGUGGGUGCCGCCGUCUGCUGCGCGGUCGAGCGGUUCGUAGCGGUAGGCGAGACCAUCGCAGACGACAACCCAGACGUCAGGCACAGCAUGGUGCUCGCGUGUAAAGAAGCUCGUGCUGCAGCCUCCGUC